AUGAAUCUUGAGCUCACCAAUCCCUUCGCCCAGAGCUUUCCAGAGACGAUAGACUGCUCACUCGACAGCUAUGCGAGCAUCGUCAAAUUCAAUUCUGGCGGCCUCUUUGCAGGUCACUUCAUCGCCGUCGGCCGCUCAGAUGGCUGCAUCAGCAUCAUCGACUUUGAGACAAAGGGCACUAUCAAAUUCUUCGAAGGCCAUGUCAAGGCCAUCACGUCCAUCUGCUGGUCAAAGAACGGUCGCUAUCUACUGAGUGCAUCCAAAGACUGGAACGUCAUCAUCUGGGAUGUCGAGACGGGCGAACGUCGCGACGCUGUCAGGUGCGAUGCACCCGUCACUAACGCGCAAUUCCAUCCUCGCAACAGUAAGGUGCUCGUCGCUACGCUGCAGAACCAAGCCGACGCGAUGCUGAUCGACCUGCGCAAGCAACGCGGCGGACGCUGGCUCCUUGAGGCUGAGCAGGAAGACGAUAUGGACACGACAGACGAUCAGGCGCCAAAGAAGGCCCCGCGCAGAAGGAAUGCGGCCACUGCGGUCACCUUCAACACGACCGGCGAGCUCAUCUUUGUCGGCACAAGCCAAGGCAGUCUGCAUAUCUACGAGACUGCCACGCGCCAGUUGCUUCAUACUGAGAUCGUCUCUCCCAACUCGGCGUUGAGAGGCUUGCGCUUCGACAAACGGGGCGCCUCUUUGGUCGUCAAUUCAGGCGACAGAUGCGUUCGGAUCUAUGCGAUGGACGCGCAAGACGGAAGCAUGAUCAUGCAACACAAAUUUACCGAUCUCAUCAGUCGCACACCCUGGAAAGACUGUGCAUUCUCACCAGACGGCGACUACGUCAUCGGCGGCGCAGAUUCAAGCUCUUCCCAUAAUGUCUACAUCUGGGAUGUCGCCACCGGCACGCUCACAAAGAUUCUCGAAGGUCCGAAAGAUCCUCUAGAGGCGAUAGACUGGCAUCCCCUCAAGCCGAUCGUGAUCAGCGCAUCGAGCCUCGGGCUGAUCCAUGUCUGGGUCACCAGUACGACAGAAAGCUGGUCCGCCUAUGCGCCUGGCUUCGAGGAGCUUCAAGAGAACGUCGAGUAUCAAGAAGCAGAGGACGAAUUCGACAUUGAAGACGAGACGAUCGUGAAGCAGAGGAAGCAAGACGAACAAGACUUUCCAGUCGAUGCUUUCACGAUCGACCGGCCUGCUACGCCGCCGCUAGAUGACUAUGCAGAUGAAUCGCCUGACGAGGACGCUUUCGAGUUCUAUCCUACCGUGGCUGGACCAGGUCGAGGCCGUCUAGAAGAGCUCGUCUAG
Molecule: messenger RNA, 1296 nt
Organism: Mixia osmundae IAM 14324
Lineage: Eukaryota; Fungi; Basidiomycota; Mixiomycetes; Mixiales; Mixiaceae
Exons: 9
Coding region: 1-1296 (431 amino acids)
Cellular component (GO): Set1C/COMPASS complex
Molecular function (GO): protein binding
Source: RefSeq, a predicted model, not a curated record